Messenger RNA from Blepharisma stoltei, 2652 nucleotides. Lineage: Eukaryota; Ciliophora; Heterotrichea; Heterotrichida; Blepharismidae. The record is from the annotation of a GenBank genome assembly.
AUGUCAAGCGAAGAACCGUGCAUUGGAAUAGAUCUCGGAACCACAUACAGUUGUGUAGGUGUGUGGCAAAAUGAUAAAGUUGAAAUUAUAGCAAACGAUCAAGGUAACAGAACAACUCCCUCUUAUGUCGCUUUUUCAGAUGUAGAAAGACUGAUAGGCGAUGCAGCAAAGAGCCAAGUUACAAGAAAUCCAGAAAACACUGUGUUUGAUGCAAAAAGGCUCAUUGGGAGAAAAUUUGAUGAGCCAGUUGUUCAAAACGAUAUGAGACUUUGGCCUUUUAGAGUCAUCUGUGGGCAAGACAACAGGCCUCAAAUUGUCGUGAACUUUAAAGGCCAAGAAAAAAGAUUUUAUGCUGAAGAAAUUUCGGCAAUGGUGCUAACUAACUCCCCAUUUAAAUUGAAACAAAACAUCGGUAAUUUUGCAUUUUUGGGUAAUUUUACACACCCCCUUAAAAAAAAGAAAGAAAAUUUGUGUUUCAAUAGGAAAAUUUUAUCGACGAAAUUACUAAUUUUUAUAAAAUCAGUUUUGACCUAAUUUAGUAGACAAAAUCCAUGUAGAAUGAUAUUUAAAUAGUUUUUACACUAAAUUGAUUAUUUUUUUAAAUUAAUUCUUCAUAAAAAUCAAUUAAAAUUCAAAGUAUUAUGCUCAAUUUUAAAGAAAAAUUUAAAAAUUUAUUUUUAUUCUAAAACAAAAAACUAACCUUCUUUAAAUUGGAACAGGAAUUUUUAUUCAAAUUUUUAAAGAGGGAGUAAGAUGAAAGAAACUGCAGAAUCAUAUCUUGGGAGAACAGUCAAAAAUGCAGUCAUUACAGUUCCAGCCUACUUUAACGAUUCUCAAAGGCAAGCUACAAAAGAUGCAGGAAUGAUAGCUGGCUUUGACGUCAAAAGAAUCAUCAACGAGCCAACUGCUGCAGCAAUUGCUUAUGGUCUUGAUAAGAUGCACCAAGGAGAAUCUAAUGUUUUAAUAUUUGACUUAGGUGGUGGCACUUUUGAUGUGUCUUUACUUACUAUUGAAGAAGGAGUAUUUGAAGUUAAAGCUGCAUCAGGGAAUACUCAUUUAGGGGGAGAAGAUUUUGACAACCGUAUGGUGGAUUACUGUGCAGCUGACUUCAAGAAAAAAACUGGAAUAGAUAUAACAACUAACAACAGAGCUUUAAGAAGACUAAGAACGGCAUGUGAAAGAGCUAAAAGAACACUUUCGUCAGCAACUCAAGCUAGCAUUGAAAUUGAUGCUCUUGCAGAAAGUAAUGAUUAUUUUACUACUAUGACAAGGGCCAAGUUUGAAGAAUUGAACAUGGACUAUUUUAGGGGCUGCAUUGAGCCUGUUGAGAGAGUACUAACCCCCCCCUUCGUGAGUGAAUAAAAAAAAUUUUGUUCACUCACGGAGGGAGGUUAAUUUUUUUUUUUUAAAAAAAUUUAUAUAUAAAUUUUUUUAAAACAUAUUUUUUUUCGAAAUUUAAAAAAAACCUAAUCGCAAAAAUUGGAAAGCAAAUAUUAAUUUAUUUUAUAAAAUUUAUGUUUUAAAAAGCAAUUCGUUUAAAAUUAAACAGAAUUAGCUCUAGAUUUCAUUAUAAUAAUUAUCAUUUAUAUAUCAAAAUUUUUGUUCACUCACGGAGGGUGGGUUUUUGGGCAAAAAAUAGCGAUUUUUCUAAUGGUUUUGUUCACUCACAGAGGGGGGGGAGUAAGAGAUUCUGGUAUUUCGAAAAAUCAAAUUAAUGAAGUAGUCCUUGUAGGAGGCUCGACUAGGAUACCAAAGGUUCAACAACUUAUACAAGAGUUUUUCAAUGGAAAAGAACCAAACAGAAAUAUCAAUCCAGAUGAAGCUGUAGCAUAUGGAGCUGCUGUGCAAGGAGCAAUUUUGUCAGGAGUCACCUCAGGUCAGGUACAAAAUGUUGUGUUAUUAGACAUAAUACCUUUAUCCCUUGGGAUUGAAACAGCUGGAGGAGUUAUGACAGUUUUAAUUCCAAGAAACUCUGGAAAACCUACUCAAAAAUCCCAAAUGUUUACUACUUAUGCAAAUAAUCAGUCAAGUGUGUGCAUUCAAGUUUAUGAAGGUGAAAGAUCAAUGACUAAAGACAACCAUUUUCUGGGUAGAUUCAACUUAGAAGGAAUCCCACCAGCACCCAAAGGUGUCCCUCAAAUUGAAGUAACUUUUGAAAUUGAUGCGAAUGGGGUUUUAAAUGUGUCAGCAAAAGAAAAAGCUACAGAUAAAAUCACUAGAAUUACCAUAACCAACGAAAAUGGAAGACUCAGCAAAAGUGAUAUUGAAAGGAUGGUUAGUGAAGCUGAAAGAUUCAAAAUGGAAGACGAUGCAAUUAAGCAGAAAAUUGAAGCAAAAAAUGGAUUGGAAGGCUAUCUAUAUAACUUGAGAAAUACUAUAAAUGAUGAAAAAGUGAAGGAUAAAAUCAGCCAAAGUGAGAAAAAUAUUGUAGAGGCAAAAAUUGAAGAAAUUCAGAGAUGGAUUGAAAGUAAUCCAGAAGCAGAGGUAAGCGAAUUUGAAAGCAAACAGAAAGAACUGGAGAGUAUCAGCAAUCCAAUCAUAGUAAAAAUUUAUCAACAGAAUGGAGCAACUAAUAUAAAUGGAAUGAGCAAUGGAGGGUUCAGCCAAGGAGCAAGUCCAUUUAAUGGACCAAACGUUGAGCAAGUUGAUUAA